AGGCGGGCAGAGCAGAGCUGCUGAUGAUGGAGUAGGUGGGACGAGGCUGGGCUCCACUCGUGGCCGUAAGGACCUGUUUGUGUCUGCAGCACCAGCACCAGCAGCAGCAGCAGUGUUUGUAAAGGCGCUUUGUGCAUCGCUAAUCCGCUCUGAUGUCACGGUGCAGAAGGAGGGGCUGAGCUCUCCGCGUUUAAUCCCGAGCAAGUUGUCUGGAGGGACAAGCCGAGCCAAACCAAGCCGAGCUAAGCGAGCAGGCAACGGGAGCAGGGGCGAUGUGUACUGCAGCAGCCGGACCCGGGCCUCUCCUCCUCUGACAUGCAGCAGGAUUUUCUUGAAGACAAGAGGAGCAUGUUCUGAAAAUUGGAGUCGGAUCACGCCCCAGCCAUGAGCCACAAGUAUCAGGGAGAGGCAUCCGGGGAAGCAGGCGAGGAGCACAAGGUGCCUCCGAGGAGCAGGCAGCCCAACGGGACGACACCCGGGGAGCCUCCAGUACGUCGAUCCUGGAGGCCAUGUCAGAUGCUCAACCAGGAUGGAGAACCGAAUCCCCAUCAUCAUCAUCACCAUCACCCUCCUCACCACCACCACCACCACCACCCACCCACCGGUCGCGGACCCCCUCGGCAUCGCCGGCGGCCUCCGUCAGGGCAAGGACAGGGGCAGGGCCAAAGCCAGGCUCAGAGUCCUGGUCUGGUCCCUGCGGUGGCUCCUUCCAAGCCGGAUGGAGAAGAGAGUCGAGACACUGAGCCUCGUCCCAUCCAGCAACCCCGCCCUGCUGUGGCCCGUUACCGCCGUCAUGGCGACCCUAACCCCAGGCUCAGAGGUCACAGACAGAGACAACCAAUCGGAGAGAUGAAGGACUCUGAGCCUGGUGCAGAUGAGAGAAAGGGUCCGGCAGAAGUGCAGGUACAGCAACGCUUGUCAGAUGAUCCUGUAAUGGACCAAUCGCAGGACAGGGGACCUCCUCACCAAACCCCCGUUGCUGUUGUCACCCCCACCCACCUCUCACCUGGUCCUGCAACCCAUAGCAUGCAACAGCACCCUCGACACAGUCCUCCUGCUGAGGCGGAGGAAGAUCUCCAGGAGUGUAAAGGGGAGUGUGAAGAGGAACCUGAGGAAGUUAAGAAGAAGGACGAAGAACAAGAACAGGCAGAGGAUGAUGGAGAUUGCCAUGACGACAUGCAGACAGUGGAUGACGAAGCUGAGGACCGUGUGGAGAGGGUGGAAGAGGAUCAGGAAGAAGUGAUGGAUGACGUAGCGGAGGACAUUGCAGCUCAGGGAAGUGAAAUCACUGAUCUCUGCUCCGACACGGAGAGCGCCGCCUCGCUCAGUAUGGACGGACCUCUCCACAGCCCACCGCCCCUCCAGUCUCCAACUCCUCCUUCAUCCCCAGACGUUCCACCCUUCCCCCAGCUUGACCACUUCAGUGAGGACACCAGUUUGAGCCCUCUGCCUGACACCGACCUACUACCUGAAGAAGAAGAUGACGAUGACGAUGACGAUUGCUCUGAAUCGUGCUCGCUGUCUCACUUCACUUCCAGCUCAGAAUCUUAUCCAAAAACCUAUGCAGACUUUUAUUCAGAGUCCCACCAAAAAUCCUACCCUGAGCCUGUUUACGAGUCGUACUCAGAGCCAAAAUCCCAUCCUAACUCUUUUCCUGAGCCCCUUAAGACCUCCUACCCCGAGUUACACAGAGAACCUCGCAGGCAAUCUGGUUGGAGGACUGAGCCUAAUGAGGCCCAGCAGGAGUCCCACCAAGAGCCCUUUAGCAGCCAUAGACAGGAGAAUGUACAAAAAGGGGCUCUGUCCUCCCCCACCAAGGGUUCCCAUUAUUCCACAAGGCAGGGUAGAGACCGCGGUUCCCAUCACUCCCCUCUGGACCGCUCAGUUGGCUGCCGGCUGCACCACUACGACGGACAGUCCGACGGUGAGGGGGACAGCGCCGAUCAAAGCCCCGUUCCCAAAAGUUGCAGGCAGGCACCUAGACAAGCAGAAACCCAGGCCAAGAGCCCUUCGUCUACGCAGAGCAGCUCAGGCGAGGCCCAGGAGGAGCGCAACACUGUGGCCCCCCCAGGGGAGGAAGGCUCCAGGGGCUCAGGAGACGCCAUCAGCCUGGCCAUUAAAGACAUUAGGGAGGCAAUUGAGGAGGUAAAGACUAAGACAGUGCGCUCCCCCUACACACCUGACAAGCCUGUGGAGCCGAUUUGGGUGAUGAGGCAGGAGGUCAGCCCCACAGAGGACGUUUACCCUCCGCAGACUACAGCUGACCAUUUGUCUCCUCACUCCCCCUCGCAGUCAGUUUCUGAGUCUCCGUCCCGCUACGCUUCAGUUCCAGCUCGGGAACCGGUUAGUCCGCUGAGAGUUGAGUCAGCCAGAGCGUUUCCUCCUCAGCAUUAUCACCAACCGCAGCCCCAACACAACCAUCACCACCACCAAGGCCACCAUCCACAGCCGAGGGACAACACGAGGCCGCCUCAGACAUACACAAAGCCACAACCGUAUGCACACGUGCCGCCUAAUCAGCAUCAACAACGUCAACAUCAGCAACAGAUUCAACAUCAACAACAGCAUCAGCAGCCUCCAGCUCAGCAGCCUCGUCCACAAGUUCAGCCACUGACGCCUCCACAGCCGCCGUCUGUCCAGGAGAUUCGCAGAUCUCUUCCUCAGUUUCCAACAUUUGUGGACGUCCCGGGACCAUGUGACCCUGAAGACCUUAUUGAUGGCAUCAUCUUUGCAGCCACCUACCUGGGCUGCACCCACCUGCUGUCAGAAAGGACACCCACAAAGAGCGCCCGAAUGCAGCAGGCCCAGGAAGCCAUGAACAGAGUACGAGCUGCUCAGAAGCAGGCGAAAAACAGGAAAAAGAGCCCCGACGGGGAGGCUCCGUCCACUGCUGAGGUUGAUCUGUUCAUGUCCACACAGAGGAUCAAAGUCCUCAAUGCAGACACUCAGGAGUCUUUAAUGGACCUGCCACUGAGGACGAUCUCCUACAUCGCUGACAUCGGUAACAUGGUGGUGCUGAUGGCCCGGGGGAAGAUGGUGCGUUCCCGCAGCGCACAGGAAAACCUGGACCACACAGCUGAGCAGACCACCAUGACCCACGACGACAGGCGACUGUACAGGAUGAUCUGCCACGUCUUCGAGUCCGAGGAUGCCCAGUUGAUCGCUCAGUCUAUCGGUCAGUCGUUCAGCGUCGCCUACCAGGAGUUUCUCAGGGCCAACGGCAUCGACCCCGAGGACCUGAGCCAGCGGGAGUACAGCGACCUGCUCAACACUCAGGACAUGUACAACGACGACCUCAUCCACUUCUCCAAGUCAGAGAACUGCAGAGACGUUUACAUCGAGAAGCAGAAGGGCGAGAUCCUGGGGGUGGUGAUAGUGGAGUCGGGCUGGGGCUCCAUCCUCCCCACCGUCAUCAUCGCCAGCAUGAUGCACGCUGGUCCGGCCGAGAAGUCUGGUCGACUCAACAUCGGAGACCAGAUCAUGACCAUAAACGGGACGAGUCUGGUGGGUUUACCGCUCAGCACCUGCCAGAGCAUCAUCAAGGGUCUCAAGUCUCAGUCCAGAAUCAAGAUGAACAUCGUCAGGUGUCCUCCAGUCACCAUGGUGCUCAUCCGCAGGCCAGACCUCAGAUACCAGCUGGGCUUCAGUGUGCAGAACGGCAUCAUCUGCAGCCUGAUGAGAGGAGGAAUCGCUGAGAGAGGAGGCGUCCGCGUCGGCCACCGCAUCAUCGAGAUCAACAGCCAGAGUGUCGUGGCGACGCCUCACGAGAAGAUCGUUCAGAUUCUGUCUAAUGCCAUGGGAGAGAUCCACAUGAAGACGAUGCCUGCAGCCAUGUACCGUCUGCUGACAGCACAGGAGCAACCUGUCUACAUCUGAACACAUUCACAGUGUUACUCAGUCUAUCUUUACUACUGUCAUCCAUCCUUUCAGUUGUUUUAACCACCUUUCUCCUCUCUCUAUCCCAUUUGAUAUCACUUGACUUGCCUUAAUCUGUACAGUACACUGUCAUGUAAACAUGUACAUCUACAGUAUGACAGCAGAAGACAGAUUAUCUCACUAGGCCGAGUGUUAAUGUGAUGUGUUAUGUUCGACCAAAGAGAAAUCGUGGAUCUUAUUGUGCGUAUUUAGGUGGCAAGCAGAGUAAAUAUUACCUUUGGUUAAAUAGCUGUAAAAUCUGAAUGUACUCUAAUCAUGUUGGACCUAUACAUUGUCAGGGCGGAGGUCAGGUUAAAGGGGAAUGCAUGUACAACUCUGCUGAAUAAACUCUAAAGAAAAGACCGUAA
Molecule: messenger RNA, 4283 nt
Organism: Dicentrarchus labrax (European seabass)
Lineage: Eukaryota; Metazoa; Chordata; Actinopteri; Moronidae
Product: amyloid-beta A4 precursor protein-binding family A member 1-like
Exons: 13
Coding region: 385-3876 (1163 amino acids)
Biological process (GO): chemical synaptic transmission
Cellular component (GO): cytoplasm; plasma membrane; dendritic spine
Molecular function (GO): protein binding; amyloid-beta binding
Source: RefSeq, a predicted model, not a curated record